UCCAACUACAAGAUAGCGCAACCCUGAGUAAGUCAGUCUCCCCAGUUUCACUUUUGAAGUCAUUCGACUACAUAUAUCCUUAUCUGCCUUAACUGUAGCUAUCCCGCGAACUUCCAGGCAUCGCAUCAGCAAUCACAUCGCCAUUAUCUCCCAGCUCAAUUCCUCGAUGACACGCCCUCAGCAAAGCUACUUUUAGAUUGCGUUCCAUCAGCAGCCAAGAUGCCUGAGGGUGUCACAGCCGAGGAGAAGGCGAUCAUUCGCCGUGUCGUUCCAAGGGCACAGAACAAGAUUCUAGCUGCUGCUAUUGUCAGACUGUAUAUUGCAUACCCAAACACGUCGAAAUGGACAUACACUGGAUUACAGGGUGCGGUGGUUUUGGCAGAUGACCUCAUCGGGAACACGUUUUGGUUAAAGUUGGUAGAUGUUUCGCCUUCAGUGCGAGGGGUCAUAUGGGAUCAGGAGAUAUAUGAGAAUUGGUCUUACAACCAGGACCGUGUUUUCUUUCACACCUUUGAAAUUGAGGGUUGCUUGGCCGGUUUAUCAUUUUCUGAAGAAAAGGAGGCUGUUAAGUUCCUAAAGCAAAUGGUAGACCGCGAGAAGCAUGCAAACAAAGCUACCAAGUUAAACCCUUUUGGAGGAGGUGGGCCAGCACCUCAAAAGCACGGAAUACUGGGAGGUAUAUUUGGUGGCCAUAGGCAUGUGUCGGCCCCAUCUGCCCCAAUGACCAGCCAGCCAACACCCCCUGUAUCUCCCCGAACAUUUAUCCCACCUUCGCUCUCGCAACACAAUCCGUCGUAUUCCUCUGGCAGUAUCAAUCUACCGAAGGUAUCCGAGUAUGCUAAAUUAGAUGCUCUCGACCCCAACUGGAGAGAAACUUGGGGAGGUGAUUUACGAGAUAUGGGAAUCACCGACGACCAGAUUCGAGACAACCAAGACUUCAUUGCUGAGUACAUUCAAGAGCAGCAAGCUGCAUCUGCUGCAGCCCCUGAGCCUGUUUACCAGGAGCCUCCGCGAGCAAAAACGGCCCUCCCUCCACCACCGCCUCCUCCACAGGCUGCUCCGCGGAUUCAUGAGCUUCCCCAAUCACCACCGCCACCUCCAGUGCAACGAGGUGCGCCUCCAGCACCACCUCCUAGCCGGAGAGCAAAGGCAGAGCCUGUUCCGAAAGAGCCUACCCCUCCGCCUCGCGAGCCUUCACCUCCCAAAGGACCACCGCCGCCAAAAUAUGCCGCUCCACCUCCUUUUGCGGAUGCUGGCAAGCUGCUCAAUUCAAACCCAAGACCAACUCCUGGUCGACCACAUGCCACAUCGAUUUCCAAUCAGUCUGCACCACCUCCACCCCCGCGACCUCCAAAGACGCCAAACGACGACUUCGAGCCUGGGGAGUCUGGGUCGAGAUUCGGGGUACCACCACCGUUCAUGGGCCAACGUACACCUCAGCCACCGCCUACGCCAAUGCGUUCUGCCGUGCCUCCACCUCCCCCGGCUCGAAGCACUCCAAAUGCUGCUUUGCCACCUCCAUUACCACCCAAGACACCCAACAAUGGACCAGGCUCACCGCUGCCUCUCCCGCCAUCCUCCUCUCGGCCAAUACCACCACCACCAUCGAGAGAUAAUGGCACUCCGCCCCCUCCUCCAUUGCCUGUCUCCAACACACCACCACAACCAGCUCGCCCAUCAGUGCCCUCAAACGCAGCUCCGCAACAACCAGCUCGCCCAUCCCUUCCGCCACCACAACCAGCUCGCGCAGCGGCACCCGCUCUACCACCCCCAACUGGAGGAGCUCCACCUCCCCCACCACCGCCUCCGCCGCCUCCGCCGCCACCUGGUGGUGCAGGACCCCCUCCUCCACCUCCCAUGCCCAGCCGCGACUCAGGCGCACCAGGGCCUCCUCCCCCACCUCCAAUGCCCAACCGCGACUCAGGCUACGUCUCUGGAGUGCCUAAUAUGCCAGCCCCUACUGGUGACCGUAGUGACCUCCUGUCUGGUAUCAAGCAGGCUGGCGGUAUCGGAGCACUCAAGAAGGUGGACCGUAGCAAAGUGCGCGAUCGCAGUGCAGCUGCUGUACCUGGCGCUGCUGAUACUGGCCCGGCUGGAAGUGGGUUGCCUCCGGCUACUACUGGUGGUGGUGGUGGUGGCCUGGCCGAUGCGUUGGCAGAGGCACUCAACAAAAGAAAACAGAAGGUUAGCGCUAGUGAUGACGAAGCUGAAGAAGAUGAUUGGUAAAAGCCCUGGUGGAAGAAGUCUGUCCGUUAGUGGGGAUUGUAUCGGAAAUUGUCACAAUGUAGUGGGCUUUUGUUUGUUGGCGUGUUGGGUGUCAGUCUCGCUCCGACUCAUGCGCUGGCUGAGAUUCGCAUAGAGACACAUUAAUUAAAGCACAAUUCAAAAACUUCAGGUUUGCAUGGGUCAUGUGUUUCAUCGUAAUCUAUGCUAAGAUGCAAUACACGAGAGCAGCGCUAAUCGCAAUAUCCCCCGCACAAAGCUAACCAUACAUACAAUGCGAACCCACAACACUUAUAAAGUUUCCUCUCUACGUCGCACAAGUGAAGGGCACGGACGACGAGGACCACAGCGUCUCUCCCACUGCGCCCAGGUCAUCUGGCAAUAGUAACAAAAGAGAUAUACUGUCGAGUUCGUUUUCCAUUUUAUAGAAUCGUUUGAGAGAAGACAGUCCACACCACACACUUGGCCGCAGAGCGCGCCAGACUUGUCUAGAUGUCGUCGAUCUCGAUAUCCUUUGCGCCGGGGCCGGCCUCGCUGUCCUCGCUGUCGCUCCUGUCCUCGUCGAACUCGAAGUUGCAGUCGCCCUCGCCUUCUUGGCCGUAGGUGUCGGUCUCGUUGAUCUUGGCGCUCUCGGGCAGCUCGCCGUAGGCCUUCAGGGAACGGGCCUCGUCGGCGGAGUACUUGAGGAUCACGUCGCCCUUCUCGUCUUGGUAGUCACGGAGCGACAGCAGGAUGAUGUCUCCCUGGUUGAUCCAGACCUUCUUGCGAAGCUUGCCACGGAUAUGUGCGAGGCGUUUCGUUCCGUCGAAGCAGAGAGCCUCGAGACGGCCGUUACCCAACAUCUUCAGGACUUGGGCGUAUUCUGUGGUUGGGCGUUAGCGAUCUGGUGGCGAGCCGACAGUGGCGGCUGUAACUGCUGAGGGCGAAACAUACCUUGACCCUCCUCCUUGAAUGUGAGCUCACGCUUCUCAUUGUCGUUUUCGUUCUUUCCACGACGACGGUUCUUGCCACCCUGUUGGUAAGAGGAAUCAGCAUCGUGCACACGAGUUGUUGUCGUUGGGCCGCGAUGAAAAUGAAGGGUGAUUUUUGUUUGCGGAUGCAACUUACUUUUCCCUUAUUCUUCGGCAUAUUGACAGAUUUCUCUGAUUAAAAUGCCGUAUUUCUGAUUCUUUGAUGAUCUGGAAUUUGAUGUUGUUCCUCGGGGGACUUGGGCUGCAAGAGGGGUAGGCUUUAUAUGAAGUUUGCAAGUGGGACAGUUGUGUGGUCGA
Pseudogymnoascus destructans is the source of this 3491-nucleotide messenger RNA. RefSeq lists its product as uncharacterized. Bases 220 to 2226 code for a protein of 668 amino acids. Gene Ontology annotation, cellular component: early endosome; recycling endosome; WASH complex. The record is from RefSeq and is a predicted model, not a curated record. The transcript has 4 exons. Gene Ontology annotation, molecular function: alpha-tubulin binding; actin binding; gamma-tubulin binding. Lineage: Eukaryota; Fungi; Ascomycota; Leotiomycetes; Thelebolales; Thelebolaceae. Gene Ontology annotation, biological process: endocytic recycling; retrograde transport, endosome to Golgi; Arp2/3 complex-mediated actin nucleation.